Tribolium madens (black flour beetle) is the source of this 797-nucleotide messenger RNA. RefSeq lists its product as uncharacterized. Lineage: Eukaryota; Metazoa; Arthropoda; Insecta; Coleoptera; Tenebrionidae. The record is from RefSeq and is a predicted model, not a curated record. Bases 1 to 741 code for a protein of 246 amino acids. The transcript is spliced from 3 exons.
AUGAGUUCGAAGUUGGUGUUGGUGUUGGCAGUCGUGGCUUUGACCCAUGCCGAUCCCUCGGCCGUCGAUGUCCUCCACGACAUCUACAACACGUGUCUCAAAGACUUUUCCGUUUCCUGUGCCAAACCCAAAGCUCUAGCGUGGAUGAGUUACGUCGCGGAUAAGCCCGAGAUCAAAGUAACUGAAGAUUUGGUGAUUGUGAAGAAGAAAAGUUUGGAGGAAGAAAGAGGAGCUCCUGAGGAUAUUUUCGACAAGUUUGAAGAUUUCUUGCAGAGUCAUGAUGUGGUCGCGAAGGUACCACAAGUGUUGCAACCGGGAGGGUUCCUAGGAGGGUUGGUACCGAGGAGUUUGCAACCGGAAGAAGUCAAAGUACCGCUCGCAGUCACCGGACGUUCAAAAAUCGUCAAAAAAGUCAUUGUCCCAUUCCUUUUGGGACUCAAAUUCAAGACUGCAGUUCUUGUCCCUCUGGCUUUAGCUUUGAUCGCUUUGAAAACAUGGAAAGCACUCACUUUGGGGCUUUUGUCACUGGUUUUGACCGGAGCUUUGCUCAUUUUCAAACUCUCAAAACCUAAGAUAAAUUACGAAGUUGUACAUUUCCCGCAUCAUCAUGAUCAUCAUGUUGAUCAUAUUGUUGAUCACCAUGAACAUCACCUUGAUCACCCACCUGCGGCAGGAUGGGACCAUCCAGGAUACGGAAGGGAGUUGAGUGCUCAAGAAAUGGCCUACAAUGCCUACUUGUAAAAAGAAAACCACCGAUUUGUUAUUUAUUGAUUAUUUAAUAAAUUAUUUUUGUUGUA